This is a messenger RNA of Pan troglodytes (chimpanzee), 2307 nucleotides long. RefSeq names its product dickkopf like acrosomal protein 1 (gene DKKL1). The record is from RefSeq and is a predicted model, not a curated record. Gene Ontology annotation, biological process: negative regulation of canonical Wnt signaling pathway. Bases 1488 to 2216 code for a protein of 242 amino acids. The transcript is spliced from 5 exons. Gene Ontology annotation, molecular function: receptor antagonist activity; co-receptor binding. NCBI's taxonomy places the organism in Eukaryota, Metazoa, Chordata, Mammalia, Primates, Hominidae.
GGGGGCGGGCCCGGCCGGCGGACAGCGGGAAGGGGGAUCCGACGGUGACAGUUUGGGGGAGGAUUUUUGCUUCGGGAGAGAUUAGUCUAUCUCGGGGCUGGUAGGAACUCAGGAUUUGGGUGCUUGGGAAAGGAGGGGGAUUGGGGGUUCGGACUCCAAGUCGGAGGGAAAAGGCUGAUAGGAGCCAGAAACCCCUGAUCUGAGGGAGGAGAGGCUGGGGGCUGGGACUCCUGGGUCUGGGAGAGGAAGCGGCUGGAGAUAUGGGCUCCUAGGUCUGAGAGGGGACGGGGCUAGGCACCUGGAAUCCCGGCUACCCUCGUGUUUGUGUAUUGGGGGUAUGGAAGUGAUACGAAUACAAAGAGUCUUUACUGUUAAGCCCUGAGGUUUUUUUUCUUUUUUUCUGUUUGGUUUUUGGUUUUUGUUUUUUUUUUUUUUUUUGAGGAUUGGGGUCUGGGGAUGGGUUUUGACUGAUUCCUAUGACAACCUGGUUUCCUUGUGACCUCACCACAGUUAAGAGUCGUGGGCAGGACCACCGGGAGUUUAUUGGAGGCCCACGUAGGUGCAGAUUCCUCAUCUACAGGCGCUAGUGGACUGGAGACGGCUGGCGGCUGUCCCAGGACGGGGAAGAGAGCUUUGGUGCCUGAGGGAAGAUGGCUUAGGGCCCGGUCCCUUAAGGGUGAAAGGCUGCGUGUUCAAAAUUACGGGACUAGAGGGGGCUGGAGUCCGGACCUGAGGUCCUCAGGGAAAAGGGAAGUCUGAUUCUGGGUUCCUUGGAAGAUGAAAUAUACGACUGGAUUUAGGGUUUCCGGAGACAACGGGACUUUUUAGUGGAGCGGGAGCGGGAAAACCAGAAGGGACACGGAGAAAAGGUUCCGAGACAGAUACACAAUUAGAGUGCGAGCUAAAAGGGAUGCUUGUACUCCGGUGUCUCCAGUAGGAGGAGCCUAGGACUGGAACUCGGGGUGCUGAGGGCAAGAUCUGGGACGCAGGGGCGUGGUCCAGUGCAGGGGCGUGGCCCAGCGCAGGGGCGUGGCUUUCAGCCAAGGGGCGUGGCCAUUGCGAUUGGGCGGGACUCCGAAACGAGGGCCGCAAUCAGAGAACACCGCCAGGACUUCCAGGACUUGGUCUCCAGGACUGAGGUCAACUGACGGGGGCGUGGUCUGACGGUGUGGGCGUGGCCAGGGAAUGAACUCACGGCUCUGGCUUAAGGGGUGUGGUGAACGAAGGAUGGGGCGUGGCUCUGUCACCAAGGGCGUGGUCAUGGAGUAGAGGCCCGGGCUCCUGGGUGAGGCCGGCAAGUUUGGAGCGUGGUCAGACAAUAGGGGCGUGGCUACGGCUCGCGGAGCGCAACCAACGCUCUAGACCAGACCUGGGCUCGAGACAAUAACUGUUUGGCUUUAACAGUACGUGGGCGGCCGGAAUCCGGGAGUCCGGUGACCCGGGCUGUGGUCUAGCAUAAAGGCGGAGCCCAGAAGAAGGGGCGGGGUAUGGGAGAAGCCUCCCCACCUGCCCCCGCAAGGCGGCAUCUGCUGGUCCUGCUGCUGCUCCUCUCUACCCUGGUGAUCCCCUCCACUGCAGCUCCUAUCCAUGAUGCUGACGCCCAAGAGAGCUCCUUGGGUCUCACAGGCCUCCAGAGCCUACUCCAAGGCUUCAGCCGACUUUUCCUGAAAGGUAACCUGCUUCGGGGCAUAGACAGCUUAUUCUCUGCCCCCAUGGACUUCCGGGGCCUCCCUGGGAACUACCACAAAGAGGAAAACCAGGAGCACCAGCUGGGGAACAACACCCUCUCCAGCCACCUCCAGAUCGACAAGAUGACCGACAACAAGACAGGAGAGGUGCUGAUCUCCGAGAAUGUGGUGGCAUCCAUUCAACCAGCGGAGCGGAGCUUCGAGGGUGAUUUGAAGGUACCCAGGAUGGAGGAGAAGGAGGCCCUGGUACCCAUCCAGAAGGCCACAGACAGCUUCCACACAGAACUCCAUCCCCGGGUGGCCUUCUGGAUCAUUAAGCUGCCACGGCGGAGGUCCCACCAGGAUGCCCUGGAGGGCGGCCACUGGCUCGGCGAGAAGCGACACCGCCUGCAGGCCAUCCGGGAUGGACUCCGCAAGGGGACCCACAAGGACGUCCUAGAAGAGGGGACCGAGAGCUCCUCCCACUCCAGGCUGUCCCCCCGAAAGACCCACUUACUGUACAUCCUCAGGCCCUCUCGGCAGCUGUAGGGGUGGGGACCGGGGAGCACCUGCCUGUAGCCCCCAUCAGACCCUGCCCCAAGCACCAUAUGGAAAUAAAGUUCUUUCUUACAUCUAACAA